GUGAAACUGGGUGUGUUGUUCUAAGUUUCAUUUGCUGACUAUCAAAGAAGUCACUGGUUGUACUUGAAAUCAUGGCGCAUUCAGAAAAWGAUGUGUUGAAGGUGUUCACCUUCCAUAAAAUGAUCGCCCCUUUUUUGAAAGUUGAAGGUGGAACGAUGCAAGAAAAUAUAGUGGACGACCUGCUGGUCCGAUUCAUGAAAGAGGACGCGGACGAAGGUGGAGCUUCAAAGCGUACUACGCGAACAUACACAGUUGAAACGGUAGAGCAGGUAAAACAAGAAGUCAAGGAAGCGAUAAAAAAUCAAACCCUUCUACGAGUUGCUGGAUCAUGCCACUCUGUCGAUGACGCUAUAUUUCCAGAGAACGGCAAGACCUUGGUCCUAAAMGGAGAUUUACGGAAGAUUGAUAAAGUUGAAGAAGUCGAAGAAUUAGAUGGCAAAAAAUACCUAUAUUGCCGAAUCGGCGCAGGGUGUAACCUUGGAAAGGACCCUGUGGACRAAAGCUCAACCUGGGAGAACUCCGUAUGCUACUAUAUAUCAGAACGAGGAUACUGCUUUCCUAUACUGGGAGGUAUUAUUCACCAAACCGUUGGUGGCUUCAUGCAAACAGGAUCGGCCGGAGGAAGUCUAGAGCAUGGAAUUUCAGAUGUGAUUCGAGAAAUCGAGUUUGUAGAUGGUAAUGGAGAAUUACAAAUAGCAAGACCAAACACUGAUUUGUGGUGUGCCAUUGGCGUAUCCAUGGGAAUGUUGGGUAUAAUAACCCACGUGACAUUCCGAUUCCCAGAAGCCAAACUAAUCAAAGGAAACGAAACUGGUUAUAAAUUUGCAGAUCCUCCUCUAAGACCGGAUGAAAUAGGCAAGAGCAAGUUGAUAAAAAACCUCAAGAAGCACGAGUACUACCGCAUCAAUUGGCUUCCACAGAAGGAGGUUAACCGUGUUCAGGAGUGGUCAGGCAGGCAAGUAGCUCCCUGCAAAGAAAUUGUUCCAUAUCGUAACGUUUUAUCCAUUGAAUUGGCAGCGGGUAUGGCGGCAAUCAUCUUGUCCAUCUAUGAUUAUAUUCUCAACAUGGAUGAUCCAGAUGAAGGGCUUUUCGAGGUCGUAGGUAAUGGCCUAAAGCAAUUUAUUCCAAUCACGACCACGCCAUUUUGUGAUGUAUUCUACAAUGCCCUCCCCAUGGAUGAUAAGGUUCCCGUCGACUCUAUUAUGAGGGUUGACCUCACCGAAAUUUGGAUACCCAUCCAAUAUUGCCAAACAGUGAUGGAUAAACUCAGUAAGCUGUUCGAAAACAACAGGAAAGCCGCUGGUAAUUUCGCCACCGAAAUCUACGCUGCAAAAGAAUCCCCGUUUUGGCUAAGCAUGUCCUAUGGUGGUCCCAUGGUAAGAGUAGAUCCAUAUUGGUGGUCGAACAACAGAGGUGAUUGUCGAGAAUAUUUUACCUUCUUCUGGGAUGCGCUCCUGGAAAUUCCUGGUGCUCGUCUUCACUGGGGUAAAUAUCUUCCUUCUCCAAACCAGGAGUGUGGGUCAGUGAUCUUCAACUCGAAAUACCUAAUGAAAGUCUACCCACGUCUGAACGACUGGUUGGUCAUGCGAGACACAAUGGACCCUCACCAAAUAUUCGUCACCGAUUACUGGAGAGAAAUCCUUGAUAUCUGUUAGCGACGGGAAAAGUACCUAUUUGCACGAAGUCAGUCCUUUUGUUUGUCGCACCACGUAAGGGAUGGGAUUCAGAAGAUACAUGCACCUUCUUUGGUAUAGGUAGAUAGUUAUUUAAAUAUUUUUUAUAGUAGGGUACUCUUAAAAGACUGCUAGCUUUCUAGUUCUUUACACAGUGACAACCAUUUGCCUGACAUUCGACAAAAGGCGAUUUGUCUUGAUGGACUGUUGUAGAUGUCUUACAAGCAAAUUUCAAGAAGAACUGACAACAUGUCUAAUUGAUAUAUGACAUAUCGAGUGUUAGUUCUUGCUUUUGGAGCUUUUAUUUGUACGUAGGUUACUAACUUUUAACUGAAUUAAGAACUGCAAAAAUGUCAUUAGAACACUCUGAUAACCUACAAUUCACAGCGACGUAUCCAGGGGGGGGGGGGGGGGGGGGGGGGGG
Exaiptasia diaphana is the source of this 2097-nucleotide messenger RNA. RefSeq names its product D-arabinono-1,4-lactone oxidase. NCBI's taxonomy places the organism in Eukaryota, Metazoa, Cnidaria, Anthozoa, Actiniaria, Aiptasiidae. The coding region runs from base 72 to 1655 and encodes 527 amino acids. Gene Ontology annotation, molecular function: D-arabinono-1,4-lactone oxidase activity; FAD binding. The transcript is spliced from 2 exons. Gene Ontology annotation, cellular component: membrane. The record is from RefSeq and is a predicted model, not a curated record.